Messenger RNA from Papaver somniferum (opium poppy), 916 nucleotides. Its product is annotated as nodulin-related protein 1-like. The coding region runs from base 137 to 631 and encodes 164 amino acids. The transcript has a single exon. Gene Ontology annotation, biological process: response to heat; regulation of abscisic acid biosynthetic process. The record is from RefSeq and is a predicted model, not a curated record. NCBI's taxonomy places the organism in Eukaryota, Viridiplantae, Streptophyta, Magnoliopsida, Ranunculales, Papaveraceae.
GAGAGGAUAAGGAGGAAAGUAGAGACAUAAAUACACUUCCCCGUCUUCUUUGGUUCUCAUUCCACUUUCUAAAUCUUAACAAAUUCUUUGAUUUCUUGAAAGAAAAAACCAUUAUCAGAAUUUAGUUCAUUUUACCAUGGAUUUCUUGAACAAGUUUACCUCUUCUGAUGAAGAAAAGAAACCCACAACAACAGGCGCAGCAACAACCCAUGGAGAGCAUAAACACCCUUCAUCAUCAGAGCUUUUUGCAAGUGCUAAGGUUGUUGCUGAUGCAGUAACGAACAAGGAAAAGGACAAGCUUAACAAAGAAAGAGUUGCUGAUGCUGCUGCUGAUUUGCUCGAUGCAGCUCAGACUUAUGGAAAAUUGGAAGAAACUAAAGGAAUGGGCAAGUAUGUCCAACAAGCUGAGGAUUAUCUUCAUAAUUACAAAGCUACAACCACUACUACCACCACUACUAGUCAUCCAACACAACCUGACACCACCACUACCACAACUCAUUCAACCACCGUUGAAUCAUCAGAACCAUUAGGUGGGGGGCAUCAUGGUAAACCUGAACAUGAGAAAUCUGAGAGCGGUGGUGGUGGUGUUGGAGAUUAUUUCAAGAUGGCUGAAGGAUUCUUGAAGAAAUGAUCUCUUUAAUUGUAGAAUUUCUGAUUUAUCUCUCAUGUUUUAGAAGUUUGUUGAUUAUUUGUUUGUUAAGUGUUAGUGUAUAGGCGAGUUUCCACCUCAGGUGGUGGGUUCUAACUCUCCACGAUUUUAAUUAUCAUCAUCUCUGCAGAUAGAGAUAGAUAUCUUUCACUAUGUAUUGUGGCAUUUGUUUGCUAAAUCUGAUUUCUCCUUUGUUACCUUGGCCAUGUAAAAUCUCUAUGUUUGUAAUGUUGUUUGAUCAAGUUAUGUGUUCUUGCAAGUUUUCCA